Molecule: messenger RNA, 6557 nt
Organism: Anopheles arabiensis
Lineage: Eukaryota; Metazoa; Arthropoda; Insecta; Diptera; Culicidae
Gene: Tab2
Product: mucin-5AC
Exons: 5
Coding region: 1981-4812 (943 amino acids)
Source: RefSeq, a predicted model, not a curated record
ACGUGACACGUCGGUGCGUUUGCGUUGUGUGUGUGUGUGUGCGUGUAUGUGACCCUGGCGUGAAGGAAGUGAAAUGAGCGGUUUAACCCAGCCGUGUGUGCAUCCCUCCACCGAAAACGUUUCGCAAGUGGUUUUGAAGUCAGUGUAUGUGUGUGUUCGUGUAAAAGUCAAUGGGGGGGUGGAGAUGGUGGACGGUUUUGGGGCACUGCAACAGGUUGAUGGAAAGUGAACGAAAAUUAAAUCAGCUGAGUGCGUGCUAGGCACGGGGCGCUGAGUGCGUAGAUUAGCUCGUCUCGUGCGCGUAAACUGGAAACGCACGGCACGGCUCUGUUGCGCUUGCUUGAUUUUCUGUGUGCUAAAAACGCAAUUACUCUUACAACAAACCCUGUCUCAUGCAAGCGUAGAGCAGAGAAGCAGCAUACCCCGUAAAAGGAAAACGCAGUUUGCGCGGUCCUCCCCGACCAACACCAACACAACGCACUUGGUCACGCAUACGCACUUUGCGCAACGGCUGCGUGAUAUGGACGGACAAAACGAGCCACUGUUUGUUUGCGUCUGUGUUCAAAUAAUCGGCUGCGUAUGGCUGCGUGUGCAUAGGAACGGCGACGACUGCAAGAAGAAAAAAGGGACACGGCAGCAGCGCCCUGCGUAUUGGGUAGCUGUCGCGUCGCUCUGUAUGUAUUCGGCCCUGCGUAUCACCUGUGCGCCUGCGCGCUGCGCACCACCAACUCGUCGCCAUAAGCCGUGGUGCGGUAGUGUGCGUGCGUCGUACGUCAUUGAAGCGGCACCAAUGUUUUUCGCGUACAGUCCACCACUACACAGAGCCAGAGACAGAGAAAGAACACUAUACCUCUCUCGCUCUCGCGCGCUCUGCCUUCUUCUACCUGUGCGCACAGCACCGGCGAAGGUUGCUUUGGUUGCUUUUUUCUUUCUCUCUUCCCUUUAUUUGUGUCAUCGCGUGGUGCGGUCGGGCGCGCACUUCGCUCUAGCGGUCAGUUUGUAUCGGAGCUUACACACACCCGUAUCGUGGCGAGGAGUGUGUACGGUUUUUUGCGUUCGCUGCCGAAAACAAGGAUUAGUGCUUAUCGUGCGACCGUGCAGUGAUAAGGCACACAUUUCGUAAACCUGCUUCCUCGCUGAUAGAUAAACUGCGAUUAAACUAGCUACAGUGAAAAUCAACCCAAGCCGCGCACUAGACAGAAGAGGGCAUUGUGUAGUAGAAGGGUGCCGUUUUGUUAUUGUUGUUGUGCUAUUCCUGUGUGGGGAACCUACUUGCUGCGAUUGACAGGUCGGCACAGGUUUAUCAGCACACAGGUGUAACCGAGGUAAUUGGAGCAGGUGAGCACACAGGUUUAGUUGUGUUCACCGGCUUUCCAGAUGUUUUAGAGCAGAAAAACGAGUGUAUGUGAAUAAGUCUGUCGUGUGUGUGUGUAUGUGAAAAUCAGCUCGAAACAAAGAUAACAAAGGUGUGCGUUGCUUGCCUAUCCUCCACAUUCAGCUAUGUGUGUAUGUGUGUGGUUCGAGUGGGCUCCGUGUCCUGACAGCUGAUGUAACUCCUUAAUCGAGGUUGCGUUGGUUUCCCAGUUUGAAGAGAGAGAAAGUGUACACAUGAAGAAAGUGUGUUAGUGCGCAGUUUUAUUCAAGCCAAAGUGAGCAAAAUAUUUUCGGUACACAAUACACAAAUACACAAUUCCGUGUGUCUCCUCCCUAGUGGUUGUGCGAUAGAGUGAUAACCUGAGAUUCCGACAGCACGUUGAGAUCCUUCAGCACUCUACUACCUGCAAUAUACAGCAGCUGUCAUCGUUAAUGGGCAGUUUAUCACCGUGCACGGUUUGACAGUGAAGGCACGAGAUUACUAAAGACCGCGGUGACUGAGGUGUAUCUCUCCAAAUAGGAUAUCAACUACAGCAAGGCUUCCGAAACCUAUGGUUGGCUGCACAUUUUCAUAUACCUAAAUGAGCCCAUCGAGGAUGGCAGAUUAUGGCGACUAAUCCUUUCAAGCAAGCGCCCGCAGUACCCAGCACGACCCAAAGCAGCAACACACCGCACAGUUACGAUGAACCGGACACACCGCCAUACUGUACGUACGCUUCCGCAGCAACACCGACCACAGGCAGCGGCGGUACGACGAGCGCGACCGACAGCAGCAGCAGCAGCAACAGUAUCCUGAAGCAGCGCGCGACCUGUGCCUGCUCGAACAUCAGCAUUAUGCAGCUGUUCCACGAGAUGAAGCAGAAGUACCCAACCGUACCGGACACGGUCGUGUCCGAGCUGGUGACGCAGAACUGUCACGAUCGGCCGGCCUGCAUCGGCAAGCUGGAGGAGGCCGUGCUGGGAACGCCCGCCCAAACGACCUACCCGGCACAGUCGAUACACAGUGGCAGCCUGAAGCGGCGCGAACGGAAGCUGGGCGGUGGCAACGGCCGGUCAGACGGCAGCUACAGCAGCAGCAACAGCAGCAGCAACAGCAGCCGGGAGAGCAGUGUCGACAGUAGCAGGCUACAGGGAACUGCAUGCCCCGCCACGUCGCCUCAGCAGCAGCAGCAGUACCAACAGGGAGCUUCGAUGGCCGGGAAUCACACUGGCUACAGUGAUAGUAGAUUUAUAGUAGAGAACCGAAGUGCUGCUGCUGGUGGUGGUGGUGGUGGUUCGCCUGCGAAUCGUCCUACCACGUUGGCCGUACGUCCACCGGCGGGUGGCUACUACGGUGGCGGUGGUCCGCGUACCACGCCACCACCACCGAUGCGACCGAACCGAACGGCACCACCGUGUCCACAGCCGUCGGGGCACAGCAAUGGUUCGCUGACGACUUCCACCAUCACGACGACGGCGAGCAGCAGUGCCGAGCUGGGCGAAACGGUGAACCUGCAGGUGAACGUGACCGUAUCGCCCAAGGCCGGCCCCGGGCCGGUAAUGAUCGGUGGGCAGCAGCGGCACACAUCGACGAUCUCGCUCCAACCGGAACCGCCGUACUCGCGGGAGCUCGCCCAAGUCAGCAGUACCUUCAGUGGGGGUGGUGGUGCUGCUGCUCCUACUGCUAUCGCUGGCACACCGGGAGGACCCGCCCGGGGUGGAUCGAAUGGGGGGCCUGCUGCCGCUAACGGCAACGGUGGCCGUAGCUCUACCUCCGUCAACCUUACCCUACGGCAGCCGACCGAUGGUCGACCGCGCACACCGAUCCACAUCCACGCCAGUCCGCUCAAGUAUACGGCGAAAAACUUUAACGCCCAGUCCGGCAUCCAGUCCAAGCUGGAGGUGACGUUUCGCGACGGGUUCGGGUCGUUCAGUGCGAUGCGCGCCCAGGUGCCGGGCUAUGAGCAGCAGAUGUCGAACAGCAGCAGCAGCAGUAGCCCGCAACGACUGCAGCCGGAACGGGAAGCGUCCGAUGUGUCGCUGCCGGACGGGCACAGUGGGUGGUAUCAUCAGUCGCCAGCCGCCAGUAGCAGCCGGGUGCCGCUACCGUACAUGCUUUCGGGCUUUCCGCCACCGCUCUGCUCCUCCUCGCCACUGCCGAACGUGUCGGCGGCACAUCAACUGCAGACUGGUCGGGGGGCGAUGGCUGCUUCGCUGUACGGUGAUGUUGGUCGGCUAGAGAACGAUGGACUGUCGAAGGAAAUGCGGUACCAGAAUUUCGUAGUUGCAGAGAUGGCUGUCUCGCAGCAGCUGGAGCAGAAGCAGCGGCUCAGCCUGGAGGUGGAGCGAAAGCGCACCCAGUUCGAGUCGAUCUGCCGGGAGAUCUUCGUGCUGCAGCAACCGCUGCGCUACAUCGACGCCGAGCUGCUCGACCGGGAGGUGCUGCUGCUGGCGGCGGAAGUCGAACAGCUGCAGAAGGAGGUGGACACGUGCGACGACGAGGAGGCGCGGGUGCAGGCUGCGGCCGCAGCCGGCACCUCAAUAACGGACGGGCUGACUGCGCUGAGCGUCGAGGGUGGUUCACCGCUGAUGCUUCCUACGUCGGUAGUGUCCGGCCCGGCGGUCAUGAAUCGCCCGCCGCGACCACCGCGACCACCGCCACCCCGCGCACCGACGCAAUCCCCGUCGCGGUCGGGUACGCCCGGCACGCCCCAUCUGUCUGCCACCGGGUUCGGCGGCACAUCGUCGUCGUCACCCGUACCGGCGACCCCGUCCUCCUCCUCGUCCUCCCCGUGCUCAACCGGCUCAUCGUCGUUCGCGUCGAACGGGGGUGCCGAGGCCGCCGCCGCCGCGAGCCGACUGCAACCGGGCGCACCGGCCGCCGGCCCCAAUCAACCCUGGACCUGCAGUCUCUGUACAUUCCAAAACCACGAACUAAUGCCCGCGUGCGAGGUCUGCUCGCUGCCGAAAGCAUCCGGUAGUAGAACAUCGGCCGGUGCGGCCACGCUCAGCAAUGGCACCGCCAGCCCGCCCGCCUUUCCGGUCGGGACCGAUGUGUGCGACGGUGGCGGCGGAGGUCCACGGGUUCACGCCGGUGCGCUAAUGCGCCGCCAGCAUCUGUCCGUUGAUACCGGGGUUGCGGCGGCUGCUGCUGCUGCUGCCGCUGCUGCUGUUGUCGUCGGUGCAUCGGUUGCGGGACCAUCGACUGCACCGCCGUAUCCGGGCAUUGCCGAAAUGGCUCCGCCGUCCUUCGCCUCCCUGACGGGACAUGGGAUCUCCUCCGCUUCAUCUCCCUCCUCCUCCACCUCCGUGUCGUUGCCUGCAGUAGCUGGCCAGCAACCACAACCCAUCCAGCAGCCACAGCAGCAGCAGCAGUCAGCGCAACAGCAAAACCAGCAGCAACCCAAUCCGCCACCGUUGCAGAGCGCCCCGUACCAGAAAUCAUCCAUCGAAUGCUAAAAAGCGCCUGCUCAGGAGUGCCAACCGCGCGCAGCCCUACUAACACACAAGCACAGAAAUCGCCUCUAUCACACACACACACAUACACUGGCCGCGUGCCACCCCUCAUGCAAGAGGAAAUGAGCUACCCCACACGCGCAAUAAGACAACAGCGCGGCCCCUUUGCAUGAGCGUUUUUGCCAAACUGCUGGUGCGCCUGAAACGUUUACCCAUGGGUGUGUCACGGUAGGGCGUGUGUGUGUGUGUGUGUUUGUAUAUUGCAUGCAGUUUUUAUAAGAGAAUGUGUGUGUGUGUGCGUGCGCGAUUUUGUUGUUUGCGAGUGCAGUUCACCUAACUCAAGUGCGAUACACAUCCGGUGUUGCUGAUAACUGAUUUCCUUACUUCCCCUCAAGUGGAUUGUGCCAGCAGGUUCACACCAAAAACAGCAUUGAUUGUUGUUGUGAUAAACUACAAGCAAAACAAAAAAAACCCGAUACCUGAAAGGGCGAUAGUGUGGCGAUAGAGUUAGUCGACAUUUAAUUAGCGUAAAUUAAACAUUAAUCAGGGCUGUCCAGGCUAUCACUAAAUUGUGUACGUAACGAUGGCCGCAUUUCAGGGAGCAAACGAGUAAUGCAUGAGUGAUGUUAGGCUUGUUAGUGUUAGAGGACACAGUUUUAGAACGAUCUUACCAUUACCGCAAUCAUUGCCGGUAACGCUAAUAUUGCUAAUAUAUUUAAACGCCAGCAUCACUAUUCCAAUCGGAACCACUACUCCUCUCGAGCGCGGCGUGAGUUGCGAGUUCGACUUUGCGGACAGCGCGUGGUGUGCGGCGCCGGCUUAAGCCCAAAGCACCGGCGCACCACGGUGGGGAGCAGGGAGCAAGAUCGUUUGUACAUCAUCAUCAACGAGCAACGAACAGGGGAAGCAUCACACGCACGGUACCGCCUUCUUUCACGUUUUGUUCGCCCCCAAAGGUGCGUUAUCAUGGCGCGUUUACGAUUAAAAAUAGAUUAUCACACAGCCACAGUGUCGCGCAGCGCGUACGCGUACCGGUUUAGCUGAACGUGCAAUGCCGCGCAGAAAGAGAGAGAGAGAGAUCGCCGACAGGCGAUGAUGGGCUGUGACGUGAUUUGUACCCGGUGGUACACGGGUAUGUUUGCCGUUUUAGACGCCAUCAAACGGGCGUAUCGAAUGCAUUUUGUCCCCCCCAACUUGCAUCCACUUGUCAGGCCGGUGUCUGGCGGUGUCUGGCGCUUUGAUGCUUGCAGCACACAUCGAAUGCGUAAAAGGGCACCGGCUACGGCUUGUGUUAGAAGUUUCGAUCUCGUUUUCCUCCCCCGUCCCGGUCACACGCCAUUGUGUCAUGGUGGCGUUGUUAGUGUCCUUUUUGUUGUUGUUGUUUGUUCUGCCAAAGCGAAAUUCGCGAUGCCGUAGCAACCCGCGGGCAAGGCGACCCAUUGGUGUCGGUGAUAGAUGCAUGAAAUGGGGGGAAAACACAGUAGGAACACCUACAAAGAACAGAUUUUUGUAGGUAGAUUUCUUACACGUUUCCCCACCCCCCCCCCCCCCCUCUCUCUGGCCGUUCAGUGUAAUAGCUAAUUUGGAUAGCCAACCUUUCCUAAACACACACACACAUUAUGCUUUCUGGUCAAUCAAUCCAUUCCCGGGCGCAGCAAUUUCUGCCGUGCCGAUCUUAUCGUAGUUUUUAAAUAUGUAUGAUAACUACUUAUUAUGUUGAUGUUAAAUAGAAAUGGAAUGUAUAACUA